UUUAACGACACGUUUAUAUAUUUACGCGAUCUCACCCAAAACCUCUAUUAUGGAUGAUAUUGGUCGCGAAAGCCUUCGUGCUAAAGGGAUCUUUGUUAUUGUAUCGAACCCUAAGAAGCCAACGUGCCCAGCCGUUCAGAUAUCCCACAGUGGCUGAGCGCCGCCGUUCAAUUUGCCGACAUUUCAUUGGUGUAGACGAACCGGGGUGGGGGUUGGGGGUGCACUUCGCUGGCCAAUCAGAAGCGCGCUUCCGCCUAUCCUGCGUGGGAAAUUGAGCGGUGACGUCCGUUGCAGCACAGGCGCGUUAGAUUUUGUAGCGCGCUUCGGGACGGUACGUCCGCGAUUGGUCACUCGGCGGAGCCGUUGACCAAUCGGCGACGACGACAGCUCCGAUCACGUGCGGACCCCGCUGCUUAUCCGAUGUGGGAAAUACAAAGCGGCUGGGGGUUACAGGCGUGGGGCAUUGGGAGGUCGUGAGGAAACAAGAAUUGCUGAUCUUGUCCGCAGGUGCGAAACAAAACAAUAAUUGCGAGAAUGGAGAUCGGGCUGUCAAACGGCCACGACACGGUUCUUGUGCACGCUUUCGAGAUAGCGUCCAUGGGCUGGUGCUGGGCUCUCGCCGACACGAUGCCCUGGCAGCGCUGGGGUGACCUCGGCACGGGUCGCAAGGUCGCCGUCCUCUUGGCCGUCCCCUCCGGAGCUUUGCUGCUCUACUUCCUCUACCACCGCCUCCGCGAGGAUGGUGACGAGGACUUGGCGCAGAACAGCAGCGGCGUAGCGCGCAGGAGCCUCACGACGGUGGAGAUGAGCGUCCCGGUGUCGGCCUUGGGCGCCAUCAUCGGCAAGCAGGGCACCACCAUCAACCAGCUGCAACGGGAGACGGGGGCCCAGCUGAUUGUGCAGCGGGCGGCGAGGGGCGAGCGAGACGCACGUGGCCAGGAGGUGGUGCGCAUUCGCGGCACGCCGGACGACGUGUGCCGCGCCAGCGUCGCCCUCCACCGCAUCGUGGCGGAGAGCGCCACCACGGUGGAGGAGCUGCGCCUCCCGCAGAGGGCGGUCGGCAGGAUCAUGGGCCGAGGUGGGCAGAGCAUCCGCGCCAUCCAACGGCACUCCAACGCCAAGAUCAACUGCGAGAACGCAGGCGGGCUGCACCCGGACAGCGAGAGGGUGUUUACCAUCGUGGGCACGCACCAGCAGAUUGAGAUGGCGAAGUCGCUGCUCCUCGAGAAAGUGGCGGAGGAAGAGGCCUUCCGGAGCGAGAUGCUGUCCUCCGUGGCCGCACGCCACAAGAGGAAGGUGUCUGGGACGUGCCACUCGGUACGCGGCCCCAACCUCAACGUCGCCGCUGCGACCACCGCCGUCGAUGCGGCUGCUACAGCCACCGUCGCCUGCACCUUCGCCGCAGCCGCCACUUUCAGCACCGCCACCACCACCGUCGCCACCGCCACUUUCAGCACCGCCGCGGCUGCCGCCACUGUCGCCGCCUGCAACUUCACCACCGCUAUCACCGCCUCCAGCGCCGCCACCGCCUUCACCUUCACCACGCGGCCCGGACAGCGCCCGCCCCCCAGCAGGGGUGAGGGCUCUGACCCGUGCCCAGAAGCGACGACGGAACCCGUGUCGUCCCGCCAGUCGUCCCGCCAGUCGCCCCGCCAGUCGCCCCGCGAGUGGCCCCGCGAGUCGUCGCCCUGCGAGUCGUCGCCCCGCGAGUCGUCGCCCCGCCAGUCGCCCCGCCAGUCGCCCCGCCAGUCGCCCCGCCAGUCGCCCCGCCAGUCGCCCCGCCAGUCGCCCCGCCAGGUCUGCAGGGCCACGUUUCAGGUGCCGAGCCCGGUGGCGGCGACGGCGGCCGGCGAGUUCUUCGAGGUGUACUUGUCGGCCCUCGAACACCCGGGCCACGCGUGGCUGCAGAUCCUGGGGCCGCGCUCGCUGCAGCUCGACCGGCUCACCGCCGAGAUGAGCAUCUACUACGGCUCGGAGGACUCCGCCGCCGAGGCCAUGCCCGCGCCCGGCAUUGGCGACGUGGUAUCCGCCCCCUUCGACCACGCCAGUGUGUGGUACCGCGCGCGCGUCGCCCGUCCUCCGAGCGCCGACACCGUCGAGCUCUACUACGUCGACUACGGCGACAGCGCCGUCGUGCCCGCCGGCAGCCUGCGGCCUCUGCGGAGCGACUUUCUGAGUCUCCCCUUCCAAGCGGUCGAAUGCAGCCUCGCCCAGGUGAAGCCAGUCGGCGAGUGCUGGAGCGAGGAGGCGAGCGACGAGUUUGAGCGGCUCACGCACUGCGCCUGCUGGACGGCGCUGCAGGCCAAGAUCGUGCGCUACGUGGCCACGGAGAGCGGAGUCGUGCCCAGCGUGCAGCUCAUCGACGUCACUGGCGAGCAGAGCGUGGACGUCGCCGCGGAGCUCGUGAGGCUCGGCCACGCCGCCUGGGAGGAGCCCGAGCCGGAGGAGGGCACCGGCGGCACCGACGGGGGGCAAAGCCCAGGGCCGGCAGCUGCCAAGAUUCAGAACGGAACCGCGUUGACCGUGUCGGCUCCUGAAGUCGGAGGAGACGCCGAGGCGUCGGACGAGAAGUUGGACGAGUCCGCAGGUGACGCCGGCGCGAGUCCGGGGAUCGGCGAGCCGCGUGCGGAGACGACGACCGGAGAAGAGGGAAGCCUUCGAGGAACGCUCUCAACCUAGCGGGGGGAGGGGA
Molecule: messenger RNA, 2692 nt
Organism: Petromyzon marinus (sea lamprey)
Lineage: Eukaryota; Metazoa; Chordata; Hyperoartia; Petromyzontiformes; Petromyzontidae
Product: tudor and KH domain-containing protein
Biological process (GO): P granule organization; spermatogenesis; piRNA processing
Cellular component (GO): P granule
Molecular function (GO): RNA binding
Source: RefSeq, a predicted model, not a curated record